AGAGUAUCGGCACGCCGUCGAUGUUUGUCCCUCGUACCGAAUACUCCUUUCAAUUCAUCUGAUAGGACGGGCGACGGUUCUUCAUACGGGCGACCGUGAUGGUGCGGGACCUGCACGCCUUGACAGGGACGCCGACCGGACGAGCUGGAGGCGGGGGCUGCGCCUCCCCCUCCCCGCUGGAGUCUGAAGGAAGACCGGCUGGCUCUGUAUCGUCAGUCUCCGCAGCUCACUUCUCCUGUUUACUUGGGUUUAUUGUGGUCCUAUUCCGAUGUGUGCGCGCCCAGAGGACGCGGAUAUUAUAAUAGACGGCGGCGGUGCGCUGAAUGCCCGGUGCGGCUCCAGUAAUGUUGUUGUAGUGGCUGAAGGAGUAUCGACGCUCACCGUCUGCUGUCUCGGUGCAGCCAGCGAAACAUACAUUGAGAAAUAACGGGGUGAAAGAGGGUGAGUGAGUGAGUGAGUGAGUGAGAGAGGGAGGGAAAGAAAAACAAUCCGUCCGUUUCCAUGGACAGCACGUCCAUAAUUACUCAGGUCGCCAACCCAAAGGAUGAAGAGAUCGCUUGCAAUCAGGAGAAAGUCUCGCAGUCGGAUGGCAGCUUAAAGAUAAAGAGGAAGAGGAGCAUCUUUGGCACCUUUCUCUGCUGCCUCCGUGACUACAAUGUGGAGCCGACGUCCAACCACGGCUCCAGGCCCCCGGUGCUCGCCGCUGGGGAGAACGGUACUCCAGCAAAGUCCCCAGUGAAAUACCUCCUUCCUGAGAGAAACACAUCAGACUACGGCAAGAACUGUGUGGUGAUUGACUUGGAUGAAACAUUGGUGCACAGCUCCUUUAAGUUAUUACAGAAUACUGACCUGACCUUGGCUAGGCUGCACCCCAUCACCUGACAGCAUCCUCCAGCAUUUCCAGCCUUUCUCCCGUUGCAGGUCUACGUGCUGAAGCGGCCACACGUGGACCAGUUCCUGCAGAAGAUGGGUGAGCUCUUCGAGUGCGUGCUCUUCACGGCCAGCCUAGCCAAGUACGCAGAUCCAGUAGCAGACUUGUUGGAUAAGUGGGGCGUGUUCCAGGCUCGGCUGUUCCGAGAAUCCUGCGUCUUUCACCGCGGCAACUAUGUGAAGGACCUCAGUCGCCUAGGAAGGGAACUCAGGAGAGUCAUCAUAGUAGACAACUCACCGGCUUCCUACAUCUUCCACCCUGAAAAUGCAGUCGCGGUUCAGUCGUGGUUCGAUGACAUGACAGACACGGAGCUCCUGGACCUGAUCCCGGUCUUCGAGGCCCUGAGUGUGGAGGAUGACGUGUGCGACGCUCUCAGCAGCCUGAGGGGCAGGUAGCACAGCCCAUUUCCUCACUGCCACCUCAGGUCCAGCGGCGGGGGACGGGAGCGACGCCUCACUCCCACUGACUGCCCUCGCAAGAACGCAAUGUUUGGAAUCCCGUUUCCAUGAACUACUGCUGGAAAGUCCCAGCGCAAGGAAAACACGAACUUUAUAUUUCUAAUUUGGAGGAGUGGAGAAUUAAAAACAACUAGAUAUGUUAUUUUAUCAAAGACAUUUUUUCAAAUGUAUGCAAUCAUUUUAUAUUUACAAAAAAAAAAUUAAAAGCCGUACAAAAAGAGAAAAGAAAAGGAUAAAGCAGAAUUAUUUUCAGUUGUGUUAUUUUUGCUAUGCAAAACAUUAUUUCUUUCUAUUUCCUUUUAUCACCGAAUAAAGUGCCUUUUCAGAUACAUUAUUUUAAUGGUAUGUUUUGUAUGCAGCAUACUGACAGGGCAUUGCUUUAAAAUGUGGAGCUGUGUAUUAAAAACAUUCAUGCUGAUAAUUUUCAAAACGUGUCAUCUCAUCGUCAUUAUAAUGAUUUUUUUAUGGUUUACAAGAAACUCUUUCUUGGAAUA
This is a messenger RNA of Paramormyrops kingsleyae, 1883 nucleotides long. NCBI's taxonomy places the organism in Eukaryota, Metazoa, Chordata, Actinopteri, Osteoglossiformes, Mormyridae. The record is from RefSeq and is a predicted model, not a curated record.